Messenger RNA from Acipenser ruthenus (sterlet), 3399 nucleotides. Its product is annotated as hepatoma-derived growth factor-like. Gene Ontology annotation, biological process: regulation of transcription by RNA polymerase II. Bases 497 to 1198 code for a protein of 233 amino acids. The record is from RefSeq and is a predicted model, not a curated record. NCBI's taxonomy places the organism in Eukaryota, Metazoa, Chordata, Actinopteri, Acipenseriformes, Acipenseridae. Gene Ontology annotation, molecular function: transcription coregulator activity; double-stranded DNA binding. The transcript has 6 exons. Gene Ontology annotation, cellular component: nucleus.
UAAUCCAUCCGUAUCUCCGCGUUUCGCUCGCUGUGUCUGGACUAACCAGCCCGCUUUCUCAUCGUGACAGAACCGGGGCUAGACAGCAAUAGUCGAGUACCAGCUGCAUGAGGGGGAAAGCAGUUACAAUUUCAAACAAAAACAAGCAGAAAGGAUAGAUAGUGUGAGAGAGAGAGAGAGAGAGAGAGGGGGGGACGAGACCUCUGUAACCAGCAAUUACACCAAAAAAACCAAAAAAAAAUAAUCACCUUUGCAAACCGCGUCGCAGCGCGCAGAUUCUGGAAACUGGGAAAGCUCUGUAUAAUUUACUGGCUUUUAUUUUGUUUUCUUACGUGUGUGUAGUAGCUUAAUUUUAUUUUCGAGUGAGCUUUACUUUCUGUUUUUCUCCCUCUCUCUCAAAGUUUUUUUUUUAAUUUUAAUUCGUUUUUAAAAACAAACUUUUUAUAUAUUUUUUUAGUCCUUUUUUUUUUAAAUAUACAUAUAAAUAACAAUUGCAAUGCCCAAGUCGAACAGACUACGAGAAUACAAACCGGGAGAUUUGGUCUUUGCAAAAAUGAAAGGUUACCCGCACUGGCCAGCAAGGAUUGAUGAGCUUCCUGAAGGUGCCGUCAAGUCCUCCUCCAAUAAAUAUCAGGUCUUUUUCUUUGGCACUCAUGAGACGGCGUUCCUGGGUCCCAAGGAUCUCAUCCCGUACGAGGAAUGCAAGGAGAAGUUUGGGAAACCCAACAAGCGGAAAGGCUUCAGCGAGGGACUGUGGGAAAUCGAGAACAAUCCAGCAGUGAAGGAGUCGGGAUACGAGGCGUCGCCACAGCCGGUUCAGAAGGAGGGCGCGGCGGAAGGAGGCGGGGACUCCGCAGGGGGCGGGGCUGUGAAGAAGGGCGUGGCCGAGGGCAGCAGUGAUGAAGAGGGGACGCUGGUGAUUGAUGAGAAGAACGAGAAAGGCGGAGCCAAACGGAAAGCCGAGGAUUCGCUGGAGGACUCCCCGAAACGACCCAAAGAUUCGGAGGGGGGAGUGGAGGCGGGGAACAAGGUGACGGAGCCCGAAACAACCAAGGCCAAUAACAGCGUGGAGGCGGAGCCUGCAGCCCCGGUGGUUCCGCCCACGACGGACUCCCCCAGUGACAAGAAGACUGCCGGCCAAUCAAACGCAUCUGAGGCCAAGCCCACGCCAGACGAGGCUGCAACAGACAGUGCUUAAAGGGAAGAUCUCCGGUCAACAGACACUCGUUUUUCUGCAGAGUCUGUGUCCUUCAGCAUUCUAAAAAGUGACAGAUAAUUCCUCUUUCAACUGCAAAAGCCUUAUUCACACCAGACGCGAUACGACAAGCGAUUGUGUAACACACCGAGACACACACACACUGAGACACACUGCCUCCAGGGAACAGGGUCUAGCUGGUGUGUGUGUGUGAUUAAUGUACUGAAAGAAGUCUACUUUUUGGGGGGGGGGUAGCUGUGUAACGGGGCUCUCGCAGCUGGUUUGAAAGGCAGGGCUGCAGCCAAAGUCGUUUUUAUCGCUGGGGAAAACCGUAAUCACGUCCGGUGUGAAAAGACCUUUUAGACUAUCUUUAGCUUCAGCGACAGAAAACCUUUUAAUAAAAAUCCUUUUAAAAAAAAAAAAAAAAAAAAAAAAUUCUAAUUAAAUCUGUUCCCGUUUUUGGCGGGGGAGAGAAAGAAAUGAAAUGGGUGAUUUAUUUUUUAUUUUUUGUUUUAUAGACGACAUCAGAUAGGAAUAGGCAAAAAGAAAACAAAACAUUUUGUUUUAGAGGAAUAUUGAAAUGCUGAUUUGACUUUUCUAGUGUAAUUACAAGAAGGUGGUGAAAGAAUAUCUAUAAUGAAAGUUGUAAAUUGAUGUUACAAUGCUGUGUAGCUGCUCCCCUCCCCUCAGUGUUGGUCCGCCCCUGUUAUCUUCCCUGAAGCAGCAGGGGUUGGGACAUUAUAUACCUGCGCACCAACAGUACAGAGAGACGACCUCUAGUGUGUUUCAAAGUUUACAAGUUUAAACCUUUUCUCUACUUUGUCACUAACCCAGCGCUUCCCAGCCCUGGUUUUCAUUCCAACAGAGCUCUCAAUCACUGAGCGAGACCCUGAAUUGAACUGAUCAUUUGCUUAAUUAGACCUUUUUAAUUGUUCUCUGCUCCUGAAAGAAAAAGUUGCAGAGUUUAACUUAUCAAAAUGCUACAGCUGUCUUGAAAUCUGCAGCUGAUUAAGAGCUGAAAACAAGUGGUCUAAUUAAUCAAAUUAGCUCAAUUCAGGGUCUGGUUUAGUCAGCUGGAAUGAAAACCCGCAGACACACACAGGGGGUCCCCCCCCAGGACUGGGAUUGGGGAGUCCUGCUCUAACCAAUCCCACCAGCCCACCUGCACUGUCCCUCAAAUACAGCCGUCCAGCAUUAACACACAAACAAAACUCCCAGUCCAAUCGGCUUUCAGUCUGCUUUGUUUCGUGUUUAUAAAUCUUGACUUUUGCCCUUUCUCUUUUAAAAAAAACUUUUGAGAAUCAAAAAAAAAAAAAUUCAACUUAACCCCAUAUUUUCAACCAACCAGGUACAGAGUAAUUUCUACAUUUUCAAUUCCAAAACUUUGUCCGAGGCCAGCGGUGUCCGAUGCCUAAAGAUCUGUGCGUUUUUUUGUUUUUUUUUAAGGGGACAGAUCACAAUGUGUGGUAUCAGUUCAAACGACAUCCAGUAUUUUUCAAAAAUGAAAAAAAUAAAUUAAAUAAAGAAAGAAAAACCCGUCAUCACAAUAUUCUGAAACCUUUGGUUUUUAAAAUGGUUUUCCUUUUGCAAGUUUUAAAAGCCGGGAGAGAGGAAAAGGGGGUAGGGUUUGAAAAUGAUGUUCAGGCAGGGAAGUUAUAACCCUUUACUCACGUCAAGCGGUUUGGGUCUCGGCUGCUCGGAGCGACAAAAUUCAGCGUUCGCUACGGGAAUAGCCUUUAACCCAUUAAGUGCUACUGUCCUAAUUUGAGGCUACUUUGUUAUGAUCACUGAUUUUGUUAAGUUUGAAUAUAAAGCCGAGGGAACACGAAGCCACCGCUCUGAGGCUUGGAGCUUCAGGUUUCGGGAGACUGUAGGUUUCAGGGCGCUGCGCGGCACACCAGGCAGGGAGACUUGGGGGGGUUUGAUACAGCAAACCUCAAACUAGGUCUCCCGGGGGGUCUCCUGGAACCAGCUUUCAAACUCCUGAGAAAGUGACUCUGUUCGGUUCAGCUUUACACUAAAGGUGUGGACCAAAACUAUCAGGACUAACUGGAGUAUGUCAAUAGAUCUCCUAGUCUCCCGGAACCUGGUUUCAAGCCACUCAGUUUGGACCACGAGAUAACUUAUUUUAAGAUCCCCCACAUUUCAGUAUUUCGUUUUCUCCCACGUCCUCGAUGAGCCACCGUAGUUCUCUCUCUGUUCUG